CGCCAAAACAUAAUCAUCUUCUCCGGAGCGCAGAGUGCUGCAGGCAAGGACACUCGAGCAAAAAAGGAAGCAACAAAAAAACUAGCCAUACAUUCCUGAUAGUGGCCACUAUCAGUGCUCGUCAUUAGGCGUUUGAUUUUGCGAAUUCCAAAUCUCUUUGCUGGUGUUUCGCGUUUAAUUUUAGUUUGGUGAUUUUUUUUUCUUGUGCUUUUUUUUAUUUAUUUCGUCUGCCGUGGGCAAGAGAAAAGUGUUAGUAGGUGUGUAGCGUGAUUCGAUCAAUUCGCGAAUUUGGGAAGCUGAUUGUGAUUGUGGAAGGUGAAGGUUGAUAAAUUGGCGGCAGUGUUGGUGGAUCUCGGUGAAACAGUGACACAGUGUCCCAAAGGUCGUAGAUUUGCAAAAUCGGUAGAACUAGACAUUAUCAACUACUACUGUCAGCUGUUGAGCGGUGAAAUUCCAUGAUGUCAGCCAACAACAGCGUCGAUCUGUUGGAGGACGGCGCCUUCGCCUCCAGCAAAAACAGUUGGAAUCGCUACUACCAUAACAGCGUUGUCCAGCCACUGCUUACAGAUCUCUAUCAGAUUACGAUGGCGUACGCCUAUUGGAAGUCCGGCAAAAUUGACGACCACGCGGUGUUUGAUCUCUUCUUCCGAUCGAACCCCUUCCACGGCGAGUUUACGAUUUUUGCCGGAUUGGAGGAAUGUCUUAAAUUUAUGGAAAAUUUCCACUAUUCGGAAACGGAUAUCCAAUACCUGAAGCAUGCCCUGCCGCAAGGAAUUGAGGAGGAAUUUUUCGAAUACUUGGGCCAGCUAACUGCAAAAGAUAUCACACUGUACGCCAUCAAGGAGGGUUCGGUUGCAUUUCCAAGAGUCCCGCUCAUCAAAGUGGCUGGUCCACUGAUUAUUGCGCAAUUGUUGGAAACGACCCUGUUGACCUUAGUAAAUUACGCUAGCUUGAUGGCCACCAACGCGGCCCGGUAUCGCAUGGUUGCCGGGCGGCACAUCAAUCUGCUCGAGUUUGGCCUCCGACGAGCUCAAGGGCCUGACGGAGGUCUUUCCGCAUCCAAGUACGCCUACAUCGGUGGUUUCGAUGGAACGUCCAACGUGCUGGCAGGCAAACUUUUCAACAUUCCGGUGAAGGGUACCCACGCCCACGCGUACAUCACCUCCUUUACCGGCAUCGAAGAGCUGAAGACACGUGUACUGGCGCACAAGGAAACCGGGGACAAACGCGACCUGCUGGAACUGGCCAUCCAGCACCGGAUUCAGCUGUCCAAGAUCCUGGACAUUUCAACGAGCGAAUCGAGCGAGGGCGAACUGGCCGCGAUGGUUUCCUUUGCGAUUGCCUUCCCCGACGGCUUUAUGGCACUAGUCGACACGUACGAUGUUAAGAGCGAAAAGAACGACACAAAAAGUACGCUCCCAGGUGACAACAGUUGUUUGCUAGAUACGUCCAACUGUGACCCAUGUUGUCCCCUGAUCGGUUUCGACUCUAACCAGACGACGACUGCGACGACGACAAUGGUGACCGACGAACUCGACGCCGACACGGCCCCGGCCGAAGACGGCACCGAGGCACAGUCAACCGAACCGAACGAAACGGAAGAGCAGGAAGACUCUGGUGGUCCAAUCGAUAGUAGUACUUGUUAUUAUUGUUCUGGUGGCAUGGCACGUGUUAACGACUACUGUGAGAACGGUAAUCUUCAGCAGGGUGAUGAUACUAAUGAAAAUGAUGAUGCUGCUAGUGCUACCAGCCCACCAGAGGCUACCGAUGCCACCGGCGCCGAGAAUGAAGGUGACACGGCCGUCGAUGAUGAUGGAGGACUGUCCAAUGGGAACGGGAUGUCUACCGAGAACGGCAACGGGAAUGAGGACGAUGAGAUGACGCCGCUGCCGAUGUGUGCCAACUGUGAGGCCAACGCACGAAAUGCCAGAGGCUGCGUCGUCCGUCAUCUCAAGUCUGUCGGGAAGUGCUUCAGGAGCGGCUUGUUGAACUUUUGCGCCGUGGCAUUGGCCCUCAACGACCAGGGCUACCGGGCGGUGGGAAUCCGCAUCGAUUCCGGCGACUUGGCCUACCUGAGCUGCCUGUCACGGGAAACCUUCGAGCGGAUCAGCGAGCGCUUCAAGCUGCCGUGGUUCAGCAAACUGACCAUCGUGGCGUCGAACGACAUCAAUGAGGAGACGAUUCUGAGCUUGAACGAGCAGGGCCACAAGAUCGAUUGCUUCGGAAUUGGAACCCAUUUGGUGACCUGUCAGCGACAGCCGGCCCUCGGAUGCGUCUACAAGAUGGUGGAAAUCAAUACUCAGCCGCGGAUCAAGUUGAGCCAGGACGUCGGCAAGGUGACGAUGCCGGGCAACAAGAACGUUUUCCGCCUGUACGGUGCCGAUGGGCACGCUCUGAUCGAUUUGCUUCAGCGGGUAGACGAAAGCCCUCCGGAAGUUGGCCAGAAGGUGCUCUGCCGCCAUCCAUUCCAAGAAUCGAAGCGAGCCUACGUCAUUCCCACGCACGUCGAGGCCCUGUACGACGUGUACUGGGCCGACGGGCGAGUGACGCAGGCGAUGCCCUCGCUGGAUGAGGUGCGCGACCGUGUGCAGAACUCGCUCAAGACGCUCCGGCAGGAUCACAAGCGUACGCUGAAUCCAACGCCGUACAAGGUCGCCGUGAGUGAUAAUUUGUACAACUUCAUCCAUGACCUCUGGUUACAGAACGCUCCGAUCGGGGAACUGUCAUGAUAAGCUGGUACGUGCAACGAAUUACCGAGGCAACUCUGUCCCGUUUUAGUCAUUCUCAAUAUCCAGUACACACUAACUUUGUAUUUGAGUAAUAUAUUUGUUAUGCAUCGCAUUCAAAAUGCGACGGGUUUUUAAGCUUCUCAGUGUGAAGUCAAAACCAUAAAAUUUUACAAUUUGUUAAAACAGAAACGUAAGUUAUUACGUGCACAAACCGAGUGCUGAACCAACCAAUAUCGAUGGAGGUGAUUUUUGCAGGAUAGUUAACAGGCUAACGAGUGAUGAGGCGGCAAUGGAUCAAAGACGGUGGCUAUUUUGGAGGAGGUAUUUUGGAGCAAAGAAUGGAAAGCGCAGAAAAGAAGCAAUUCCGAAUGGAAGCUUAUUUUUAGAAAUGAAUCACUAUUCCUACACGGAGACAGAUUUAGAUCAUUCCGAACACAAACUGCAAGCCGUUCAAUAUUGUUGAUUACAGAGAUAGUCAUAGAGUGCACAGAAAGUACAACCGAAUUAAAGCGUAGUAUUUAUUUGUCCUCUGGGUUAGAAUCCUAGAGUUGUUUUUUUAUUCGAAAUUGCAAAUCCAGUGUCAUUUACAAAAGUUUAGUAACAAUUUUCAUAUACCAAUCAUGCAAAUACAAAUAGCUAUACAAAUUGAACCUUUCAGGAAUUUGAUUCAAUUUUAAAACACAAGUAAUGUGCCUUAAAGAGGGUUCACCUGAGUAAAAGUCAUACACACA
Messenger RNA from Ochlerotatus camptorhynchus, 3460 nucleotides. RefSeq names its product nicotinate phosphoribosyltransferase (gene Naprt). Lineage: Eukaryota; Metazoa; Arthropoda; Insecta; Diptera; Culicidae. Gene Ontology annotation, biological process: NAD+ biosynthetic process via the salvage pathway. The transcript has 11 exons. Gene Ontology annotation, cellular component: cytosol. The coding region runs from base 456 to 2729 and encodes 757 amino acids. Gene Ontology annotation, molecular function: nicotinate phosphoribosyltransferase activity. The record is from RefSeq and is a predicted model, not a curated record.